CUUAUAGAAGAAAGAGGAGGUUGUCCAAGCAAACAGCCAGCCAAUCAGACAAGCCGUAAGCCCGUCCGCCGUGUUUAUUUAACUGUUGUAAGCUGUUUUAUUGUCCCUUACCACUAGAACAAUGUCCGCCAUCUUAAAGCAGAGAGUCAGAUACGCUCCAUACCUCAAGAAGCUCAGAACCGCCGAGGAAUGUGUUCCGUUAUUCAAGGACGGCCAGUACUUGGGUUGGUCGGGGUUCACUGGUGUCGGUGCACCAAAGGUGAUUCCAACCGCCUUAGCCGACCACGUUGAGCAGAACAAGCUGAUGGGCAAGCUUGGUUUCAACUUGUUUGUUGGUGCUUCUGCCGGUCCAGAAGAGUCCAGAUGGGCCGAGUUGAACAUGAUCCACAGAAGAGCUCCGCAUCAGGUCGGUAAGCCGAUCUCCAAGGCGAUCAACGAUAACAGAACCCAGUUCUUCGAUAAACACUUGUCCAUGUUCCCACAGGAUUUGACUUAUGGGUACUACACCAGAUUCAAGAAGGACAACAACCUUCUUGACUACACCAUCAUUGAGGCCACCGCUAUCACCGAGGACGGUUCCAUUGUCCCAGGUCCAGCUGUCGGUGGUUCCCCAGAAAUGAUUUCCGUCUCGGAUAAGAUCAUCAUCGAGGUCAACACCGCUACCCCAUCCUUCGAGGGUCUCCACGACAUUGACAUGCCAAUCAACCCUCCACACAGACCUCCAUACCCUUACAUGACCGUUGACCAGAAGUCUGGCUUAACCGCCAUCCCAGUUGAUCCUUCCAAGGUUGUUGCUAUUGUCGAGUCCACCACUCCUGACAAGGUUCCAUCUCCAACUGCCCCAGAUGAGAUGUCGAAGAAGAUCGCAGGCCAUUUGAUCGAAUUCUUCGAGCAGGAAGUCAAGGCUGGUAGAUUGCCAGAAAACUUGCACCCACUACAAUCUGGUAUCGGUAACGUUGCCAACGCCAUCAUCGAAGGGUUGGAGCAAUCUUCGUUCAAGAACUUGACUGUCUGGACCGAGGUCAUGCAGGACUCCUUCUUGCCAUACUUCGAGAGCGGCAAGAUCGACUACGCCACCUCUACCUCGAUCAGAUUAUCUCAAGAAGGUUUCAAGAAGUUCUUUGACAACUGGGACUUGUUCUCACAGAAGGUGUGUUUGAGAUCCCAGGUUGUCUCCAACUCUCCGGAAAUCAUCAGAAGAUUGGGUGUCAUUGCCAUGAACACCCCUGUUGAGUUCGACAUCUACGGUCACGCCAACUCCACCAACGUCAACGGUUCCAGAAUGUUGAACGGUCUCGGUGGUUCUGCCGACUUCUUGCGUAACGCCAAGCUUUCAAUAAUGCACACCCCUGCCGCUCGUAAGACCAAGACAGACCCUACCGGUAUCUCCUGUGUCGUGCCAUUCGCCUCCCACGUCGACCAAACCGAGCACGACUUGGACGUCUUUGUCACUGACUACGGUCUUGCCGACUUGAGAGGCUUGGCUCCAAAGGAAAGAGUCCCAUUGAUCAUCAACAACUGUGCUCAUCCAGACUACAAGGACCAGUUGAACGAGUACUACGCCAGAGCCCUUUUCCACUGCACGAAGACCAAGUCCUUGCACGAACCACACUCUUUGAAAGAUGCGUUCAAGAUGCACAUCAACUUGCAAGAAAACGGUACCAUGAAGCUAGACAACUGGGACGUCAAGUUCUAAGCUUGGCCUGUCUCCCAGAAUCCCUGCUGUCUUCCUUCUUUCUAUUUAUUCUCUCUAACUCAUAUAUUUAUUUAUUUCUCUCUGUUUAUGACUCAUCUAAUCUCGAUAUAUAGAUCAUCCACAUACAUCCCGACAUCCUUCUGUUCUC
Pichia membranifaciens NRRL Y-2026 is the source of this 1844-nucleotide messenger RNA. RefSeq lists its product as hypothetical. The transcript has a single exon. NCBI's taxonomy places the organism in Eukaryota, Fungi, Ascomycota, Pichiomycetes, Pichiales, Pichiaceae. The coding region runs from base 122 to 1696 and encodes 524 amino acids. The record is from RefSeq and is a predicted model, not a curated record. Gene Ontology annotation, cellular component: mitochondrion. Gene Ontology annotation, molecular function: acetate CoA-transferase activity; acetyl-CoA hydrolase activity. Gene Ontology annotation, biological process: acetate metabolic process.